Molecule: messenger RNA, 795 nt
Organism: Arabidopsis arenosa
Lineage: Eukaryota; Viridiplantae; Streptophyta; Magnoliopsida; Brassicales; Brassicaceae
Source: the annotation of a GenBank genome assembly
CCAAACUUUUUCUCCUCUAAAGAGAAAAAGAAUAUUAGAGAAUUAGUCGUAAGUUUUGUUAGAGUAGAAAAAAAAAUGGCGUCUUUGAUUGACAUUGUGCCACUAAUGUUUCUUUUAGUUACCACAUUCUACCACUUUGGUGAGGCUAGAAUCAUUGAAGUGGGAGGAUCAUUGGACGCAUGGAAGGUUCCAGAAUCUCCCAACCACACUCUCAGUCUCAGCCAUUGGGCUGAGUCCGUCCGGUUCCAAGUCGGAGACGUUCUUUUGUUUAAAUACGAUUCAAAGAUGGAUUCGGUGUUACAAGUAACAGAAGAAAACUACGUAAAAUGCAACACAGAGAAGCCUUUGAAAGAACACAAAGACGGAUACACAACAGUGAAACUCGAUGUCUCUGGUCCUUACUUCUUCAUAAGUGGGGCUCCGAGUGGUAACUGCGCUAAAGGUGAGAAAGUGACUGUCGUGGUUCAGUCACCUAACCACCAGCCCAUGCCAAAGCCUGGACCAGCCGCUGUUACGCCCACUCUUCCUCCAAAGCCAUCUACUACUCCGGCUGCUCCAGCCCCAGCUCCACCCACUCCUUCUCCUAAGUCACCUACUUCUACGCCGGCUCCGGCCCCAGCUCCGGCCAAGAGCAGUGCUGUUGGGUUGGUUGCUGGAAAUGGCAUCUUCUGGGCCUUGAUCGUUGCUUUCAUUGGGCUUGUUUUCGUUAAAGGCUUUUAAGAAAAGCUCUUGAAGUUUAAAUUUCAUGUUAUACAUUCAAAUCUAUGUUUUGCAGAAUAAUGAUUAUCUGAAUUU